AUGGCCAUGGAACCACCCAAGCGCCGUCGCAUUUGGGCGAAGCGGCCGCCGCUGCCACACGAAGAGCUCCAAGCGCCUGCCGCGCAGCCAGCUCUUGCUGCGGAGGCCGCGCCCGCCGGCCAUCGGCGGAGACAGGUGUUUUGCCCGGGCAGGGGCCCGGAACAGCCAUGUUGCUUUGCUGCUGAUGGCAGCGGUCGCGCCGCCAAAGGAACCCGGGACGGGUGCUGCAGCUUUUGUCACCGGGGCAACAUGGACACAGCCUUGGGCACUGCGCGUGGCCGGAAGAUCGUGGCCCGCCUCUUGAGGCAAUGGCGCUUGAUGGCGCCCAACGUCUUUGAGGCGGCUUUCAACCAGAGCAUUUUGGCAGAGAUCGAUGGCGCAGCAAGGGAGAGCUUGCGCGCCCAUGUGUCUGAGCCAACGUGGGAGGAGUUGCUUGCAAAGCGGUGCUCCAUCGUAUCCGGCCCUUCGCCUCAGGAACUCCGUGAAUACCAAGACGGAGUGGAGCAGGAUAGAGCUUAUGUGCAGAAGAAAUUCUUUCCAAGCAGGACACGGACGGUCCGACACGUCAACCACCAAUGGCGAGCGCCAAUGAACGAGGAGCUUCGUGGACAGGUGCGGGAUCUCGCACACAACGAUGCUGGCUUGCCUGCUGCCUACGUCAGCUCUGCAGCUGCUGCUUUGGAGACUUGGUGCAAGCGUGGGUCUUGGGACUUGUGUCGCCAAUGUGCUUCCGUGCAACCACGUCAUCUGAGGGAAGCUGCUUCACGAGACGCAGCCAAAGGAAACAUCAUCCUUUGCAAGAACUGUGCCAAAAAGGAGGACAAGAAAACAUGGAUACCCUCGCCAGAAGAUGUGCCGGCUGUGCUUCGUGGCUUAUCCUGGGCCCAAAUUGAGGCGCUGCGGCCCUUGGACGUGGACAGCGGGCCAGAAUGGAAGGCUGAGUUUGGCUACUACUUCCACAGCAGCAUGAUCCGCUUCUCGUGGGCCCUGGACGACGUGGAGGACAAGAUCGAUGCUUUGCCGAGUCGGCAAGAGCGGAAGAGAGCAAAGAAGGUGCCACUUCGCUACAUCGAGGAAGAGGGCAUCGAGACCGCUGUGUGGCCACAUCUCUACUGGGAUACCCGGCUCUGUGAGACGGCCACUCGCCUAGCGGACGUUCGUCGCAAGCAGCGGGCUGGCCAUCAACAAGAUCCAGAAGACGAUCCCAUGGGUGACGAGACGGGGGGGCAAGAAGACAGCAACGGCCGCCAAAGUCUCAAGCGGAGCUUCCUCCUCAAAGCCUUCGGGCCCAUAGCGGACUACGCUGGUGACUACAACCUCUUGCACUUCGUCUUCGACCUGUCCACUUGGUCGGACAUUGGCGGAAAGAAGGGCGCCCUGCGAGGCAUGCCGAUGUGGCAAGCCAUGAAAGGCGCUGCUUGGACUCCUCAAUACUGGCAAGUUCGCCACGCGGCCGCCUUGGACAUGCAAGCUCAGUGCGGUUACCCGAUCGCUUUCAUCACUUGGGCUCCCUUCGAGUGGUCGGCUCCUUACCAUGAAGCACUUCUGCAGCAGAUGCGAGAUUUAGGCCGGCAACGCCUGGGGUUGGCCGGGCCUGAAUCUUUGCAUUUGGCACAUCUCUUGACUGAGCUCUUCAGGGAAUGGGUCUGUGGCGGCGGCCGCAAGUUCGGCGAUGCCACGUCGCAGUGGAAGGCAGCUCUGUUUGGUGGCACGAAGCCGGAUGGCAGUCGGGUUAAGGUCAACUUCGUGGGCCGCUUGGAAUUCCAGGACGGCAAGCGGAAAGAGUCGACCCAAGACUACCAUGGUCGAGGCGCCGUGCAUCUCCAUGGACUGGUCUUUGCCGAGAGCAUCAAGCACAUGAAGUUGCACGAGAAGUUCCAAGCAACCGUGCCUGCAGAAGGCGACCCCCUGAGAGGCUUGGUGCUCGAUGGCCAAACGAGCAGGACGGGCAGCGGCUGGCCGGUCUUCGAAGGGUUGUCUCACUACGACGCGGCCGUGGACAAGGUGAAGCUUCACCACUCCAAGGAGGACAAGCGGCUCGGCGUGCGAGGCUACAGCCCAGAAGUCCUGGAUGUCUUGAAGUGCCAUCAGGAUGCGCAGAUCGAGCGCGGCACCGGCCUCAUGCUCAAGUAUGCCGCCACCUACUUGCCCAAGUUCAGUGACGGUCCUGGCAAGGAGCUCAUGGAUGACAGUAGCAGCGGCUAUGGAGCUGCCAGGUGUGCCCUUUUCACUUUUCAUCCCGGAGAGCCUGAGAUGUGGAUGCUGCUGGCCAAUCAAAGCUUCCCCAUGUUCGUGAUGGGUGGGACUAUGCAGCCGAUCAUCGCGCCGCACCCAGGCAUGGAGCAGCCCCCGGCUUACGUGGCGCUCUACGAGCAGGCCACUUGGCGCGGCGAGAUGACGCUCCUAGAGUACUUGCGCAGGGUUAACAACAAGGGCAACAUCUUAGAGCAUAUCCGGAAGGCCCACAAGAAGGACACCAGAGGCCUCAGUUUAGAGAGCUUCGCGAUCCGUUACGAGACCUUUGGCGAGAAGGUCAUAGCUGCAGAGAUGGUGUCCACGCUGAAUGAUAAGUACUAUGGCCAGUGGAUGGCUUUGAAUGCGCCCUUCGAGACGUUGAGUGGUUUGCUUGUGCAAGACAUCGUGGACAAGGUGCCUGAACAUGUGAAAUUUUUGGCUUGCGCACUGCAUUGGGCACCUCACGUGUGGCGGAACGAGCAGGCCAUCCGGGAGCACAUGGCUUUGAGGGCGCACAAAGAAUCCCUGGUCAACACAGUGGUUCAAAUGAUCAGGACCCAGGAAUUCUUCAUUCAGCUGCAUCUGAAUGGGCACCUGGAACGAGAAAUGCGAGUGCGGCCGGCCGCGCGCUUGAUGCCAUCUUACUUCGAGGACGCGGACGGCGGCUUCCGAUUGACCGCUGAGCAGAAGCGGGUGGCGGAGAAUAUCGAUCAGCGCGUCGAUCAAGCCCUGGCUAUUCGAGACGCGGCCGACGAGCAGGAGAUGGAGCGAUUGCUUGGCCUUGCAGACGAGCACGGUUCCAUUGUCGCCGUGUCUGGCCAGCCUGGCACCGGCAAGACUGCCGUGGUGGACCUCUGCGUCAAAAGGGCGCAGCGCCUGCAUGCCCGGAUCCUGUUGGCCAUGCCCACGGGGGUUCAACGGUCUCGCAUGAAGCAGCGCCAUCCCGAGGUGGACCUCGACACUUGCCACGGCGCCUUUCUUUUCCACAAGCCGCUGAUAGAGGCCAUGGGCAUCAUGAUGUGCUAUGAUCUGAUCGUCAUCGACGAGGCAGUGCAACUCUUUGAGGAGCAUUUUGAGCGCUUGCAUCAGAUGUGGCUCGCUGCCGGCAAAGUGCCGUGCUUGGUCUUCGUCGGCGAUGAAUGGCAAUUGCCGCCCCCGGACAACACCAAGCGCAGCCUGGUGCACCAUCCAAAAUGGCGCUUCGUCUACAAGGUGGAAUUGCACAAGGUCUGGAGACAAGCUGAUGGCGAUCCCCUGCUUGAAAAGCUCGCUUACCUCCGGAAGAACCGGCCCAUGGGCGGGGAAGGCAGCGCCUUCGUGCGAGAUAUGUGCAGAGGUCACAAAGCCUGGUCUGGGCACCAUGAGCCCACGAACCUGGACAUCCAAGACUUGCUGCGCAAAACCGAUGGGGCUACCACUGUCAUCACGUGCACUCGAUGGGGCGCUGCUCUGGUUAACGCUUUGGCUGUGGAGGUGCUCUUCGAGCUACCCGGCUGCAUCAAGUUGGGCGGCGUAGGCGCCGACUACGAGAGCAACCCGGACAACUACCAUUGGAACGGGACGGCCUACGAGAUGAAGCAGGAUCAAAGCCCGGAGCCCUUGAAAUUAGACCUCUAUGAAGGCCUGCGGAUCCGUCUGACCCGGAAUAUGAACAAGAGGCUGGACUAUGUGAACGGCAUGACGGCCAUUGUGCAAGCCUUCGACCGGUCUUCCGGGGGCGUCAUUGUGGAGACCGAGACCAAGCAGGUGCUCUGUGUGUACCCCGUGACGGAAGACGCCGGCGGCGGCCGGGUGGUCUACUACCCGAUGAAGCCCGGGUACGCAGACACCGUCCACAAGUUCCAGGGGGCGGAGCUGGCCCACGUGACGUUUUGGCCUGACAGAGAAGGGUGCGCAGCCGCUGCCUAUGUGGCUUUAUCCAGGGUGAGGAAAGAUGCCGACUACCUCUUGGGAGGCUACAUCAAGCCUGAGCACUUCGCGCCGGCCAAGUGA
Durusdinium trenchii is the source of this 4227-nucleotide messenger RNA. The record is from the annotation of a GenBank genome assembly. Lineage: Eukaryota; Dinophyceae; Suessiales; Symbiodiniaceae.